AUGGAAUUCCGAAAAUUCGAUUUCACACGGUAUCCCGAAUAUGUCGCGAGUUUGAAAGAGUAUCGUUGGAAACCGCUUAUGAUAGCUGUGAGUUCCUUCAGUCCGGAACCAGUCAAUUUGACGUUUGUUCGUGGAAUUUCAGCUAAAUACAAAACGAGUAUAAUGGACAUUCAGGAGGCACUCAUUGAAUUCAAGGCCAUAUGGUAUAUGGACACUUCGAUACUGUUCAAAAAAGGGAACCUGAACCACGUCCAUCAACUUAUUACUUGCCGAAAUGACGGCGAUGAAUCCUCCGGACACUUCAGACCUCCGAUGAAAUCCGUGGCUGAGAGGGAUUUGAGAGAGGAACGAACACCUAUAGAGAACGGUUGGAACGUUAAACAGUGGACGGAAGCGGUGGCCGAAUGCAGGAAGCCGGCAUUUCUUAUGAACGGUUUCACUGGUCAUGGUAUCUACGUUGCCACAGCCCCAGGUAAACGACUGCAAUGCUUUUGGAGCCCAUGGAGAGGAUACAUGUGA
Messenger RNA from Cooperia oncophora, 519 nucleotides. NCBI's taxonomy places the organism in Eukaryota, Metazoa, Nematoda, Chromadorea, Rhabditida, Trichostrongylidae. The record is from the annotation of a GenBank genome assembly.